This is a messenger RNA of Leptosomus discolor (cuckoo roller), 1780 nucleotides long. The record is from RefSeq and is a predicted model, not a curated record. Lineage: Eukaryota; Metazoa; Chordata; Aves; Leptosomiformes; Leptosomidae.
AGCUUCUCCAUGUGAAGUUGAACUUCAAGAAUUAGUGCAUCAAAUUGUCAUCAUGGUAAACAGGAAGAAGGUGGAAUGGGAAAGGAAGAUGAAAGCUUUAGAAGCAAAGAUGGAUAUCCAGGAUCAAGAAUUAGCAAGUGCCCAAAGCAAACUGGAUCAAAAAGGUCAAGAGGUAGGACUACUUCGACAGAAACUGGAAGAGUUACAGAAAACUAAAUAUGAAAUGGCUCAGAAUUAUGAAACUCAGCUUCAAGCACUGCAAUCUCAAUUUUCAAAGUUGACACAUAGUUAUGAAAAGCUGCAGUCACAUCGGUUAAAACAAAAAAAGGUUGAAGGUAGAGAAAAAUGUGAGAAAAGCCUAGAGACACCAUCUGAACUGAGCAAUUUAUACAAGAAACUAGAGGAAUUUGAGGCAAAAUCAAGAGAAUGGGAUAAGAAGGGGACAAUCUGCCAAAAUUAUCUUGUUUAUUUAGAUGCUCAACAAAAAUUGUUGUCCGAGAAACGUAGUUUAUUUCAGAAGCAGACCCAGAAUUAUCAAUUCCAAAUAAGCAAUAAUAUACAAAACCAAGAAGAGGUAAUUACCUAUGGCCAGCCCAAAAGUGAAAAGGAUAAGUUGAUUGUUGAAAAGCUAAAGGCAACUGUGAAUGAAAUGGUGAUAAACAGGAAUAAACUAGAAGAGGAAAAUCUGAAACUCAGGGAGGAUCUAAAAAUGUACCAAAACCAGUGCCAGAACAUGGAGGCAGGCUUUUCAGAAACGAGAAAUGAGCUGCAGUCACGAGAUGCUCUCUGGAGAAGGAUACAACUGGAAUGCCAACAGUUGCAUGCAGAAUUGUUGAAAGUCAGAGAGUAUAAAGACAUGCAGGAAAUUCAAAUAAAGCAUCAGUCACCUUGUGUACAACUUACUAACCGACUAGAAAAUAAAAACGCUGAGUUAUUACUACUGGCACAAAGUCAAGAACACCAACAAGAAGAGCUAAAUAAGAUAAGAAACCAUCUUUAUCGAGAGGAGCAGUCCCAUCGCUCUGAGCAGGAAAGAACGAAGACAGAAAUCUCUGACCUGACAGAAGAGCUUCAUCAGAAGGAGAUCACUAUAGCAACUAUCAUGGAGAAAGCUAGUCUUCUGGAAAGACAGUUAAAAAUGGAGUUAGAGAUAAAAGACAAAUUGUUAGCAAAACAACAGUUGUUGGAUUUCCUAUACAAAGUUAUCAAAUCUGAAAACACACAUCUGAAAGAGAUGGUGGAAAACCAGGAGUGUAAAACUUGCACGAGUAUAGAUUUAUCUAACAAAGAACAUGGAAGUUUCACAGCUUCCAUUCACAAACUGGAACAUGAGAAUGUAAGAUUACAAAACAGGCAUCUUAAACUACAAAAUGACGUAGAAACAUCGAUACUGGGUGGCAUGGAUACAUAUGGAGAAACAGACCACAGCUACCAAACCCGUUCAAAGAUGCAACAAAAGGAAGACAGAGGUCAUGAAAAGAAAACAGAUGAUGAAUCUCCAUCACCACCGAUGGGGUAUCCUUUGGGCUUCAGCAGGCUGUUUCCUGAAAAGGGCCGUACAGGCAGCUUACUGAGCCCUGCUCACAGUGCAGAAGAAAUAAACUUAUCAUCACCCCCUGAGAUGUCCUUCCUUGCAACAACAGAAAAGUUCCUUCAAGAGGAAGAGAAACACACAAGGGAGUUUGAGGAACGUUUAAAUUCACACCUUGAAGAACUGCAGAGGCAUUCUGAAAAUACGCUAAAAAAAUAUGUCAGGAUACAGCAAAGCAGGCAUACUUAA